Molecule: messenger RNA, 2072 nt
Organism: Sipha flava (yellow sugarcane aphid)
Lineage: Eukaryota; Metazoa; Arthropoda; Insecta; Hemiptera; Aphididae
Gene: Cndp2
Product: cytosolic non-specific dipeptidase
Exons: 10
Coding region: 453-1922 (489 amino acids)
Biological process (GO): proteolysis
Molecular function (GO): metallodipeptidase activity
Source: RefSeq, a predicted model, not a curated record
GAGAAAUAUGAAACAUUUUCUCAACAUACGCUCAGCGGACGUUAUAAGCUCCCCUCUUUUUUUACCAUUGAUAAUAAUAAUAAUUUUAUUAAAAUACAAUUGUAAUUGCGUUAUGCAAUACAACAAACGGACGUAGAUACGUUAUAAAAAGUAAUUGUUAUUACAUAAUUAUCACAUAUUCGAUAAAUUCCAAACAUGGCACACUCAAAACGGUGCAUCGUAUACGUUUUGUAUAGGACUACAGUAGUGCACUACUGCAAGACUUGAAGUACCACAUUAAACAUUUUUACCACAAUAACUGUACGUUACUACGUUGCGACCGCAUUACGACAGUAAUUACUAGCAGUUGAGCGUUAACGAAUCAACAAUCAGCUAUACGUUAGUGAACGCACAGUGUUCGUUUCACGACUGUUGAACAUAUCAUAUUUUCCGAAAACGACAAUUUUAUUGAAAUGUCGAAAGCGACAAAAGAUCAAAGAGUUCUUCCAGCUCCACUGGUAAAAAUAUUCAGUUAUGUAGAUGAACAUGAAAAAAAAUUUAUAGAAACAUUAUCACAAGCAGUUUCAAUUAAAUCUGUGUCAGCUGAUCCAGAUUUAAGAAAUGACGUUGUUAAAAUGAUGCAAUGGGCUCAAGUAAAAUUAAUAGAACUUGGAGCAACUACUGAACUUUGUGAUAUAGGUUCACAGGUAUUAAGUGGUAAAACUGUACCCCUUCCUCCAGUUCUACUUGGAUCAUUAGGGAACAAUCCUAAAAAGAACACAAUUUGUUUGUAUGGUCAUCUAGAUGUCCAACCAGCAGAUAUUUCCGACGGUUGGGAUAGUGAACCUUUUAUCUUGACUGAAAGAAAUAGUAAAUUAUAUGGAAGAGGUUCUACAGAUGAUAAAGGUCCCGUUCUUGGAUGGUUGCAUGCUAUUGAAGCUUAUCAAAAAACCGGAACAGACCUGCCUGUUAAUUUAAAGUUUGUUUUUGAAGGAAUGGAAGAAUCUGGUAGCAUAGGUUUAGAUCAAUUACUUAUUAAGAAAAAAGAAACAUUUUUCAAUGAUGUAGACUAUGUUUGUAUAUCUGAUAGUUAUUGGUUAGGGACAGAAAAACCUUGUUUAACCUAUGGACUCCGUGGUAUGUGUUGUUUUGGUAUAGAAAUUGAAGGUUCGAGUAAAGAUUUACAUAGUGGCAUGUAUGGUGGUACUGUUUACGAAGCCAUGUCUGAUUUAAUCUUUAUUCUUAAUCAAUUGGUUGAUUUGAAAGGUAACAUUUUAAUUCCUGGAAUUAAUGAAGAUAUAGAGCCAUUAAGUGAUAAAGAAAAAGAAUUGUAUGAUAAAAUACAAUUUGAUGUAGAUGCAUACAUUAAUGAAAUAUCUGCGUCUCAACCACUGCAAGAAACAAAACAACAAUUAUUGAUGAACAAUUGGAGAUAUCCUAGUUUAUCGAUCCAUGGAAUUGAAGGGGCAUUCUCAGGUCCUGGAUUUAAGACUGUAAUACCUCGCAAGGUAAUAGGAAAGUUUUCCAUUCGAUUGGUACCAAAUCAAGACCCACUAAAAAUUUCCAAAUUAGUAAAAGAUUAUAUUAAGAGUAUUUGGGAGAAGCGUCAAAGUCCUAAUAAGUUAGAAAUUAUUACGGAAGGAGAUGGUGGCAAUCCUUGGAUGACAGAUCCAUUUAAUCCUCAUUAUUUGGCAGCUCAUAAAGCUACAGAAAGUGUGUAUAAUAUUGAACCAGAUUAUACCAGAGGUGGUGGAUCAAUUCCUGUUACCUUGACUUUACAAGAAGUGACUGGAAAAAAUGUUCUACUAUUGCCUAUGGGUUCUGGAGAUGAUGGAGCUCACUCACAAAAUGAAAAAAUUGAAGUGCGAAACUACAUUGAAGGAACUAAACUUAUGGCUGCUUACCUUUAUGAAGUAUCCAAAAUUAAAAUUUCUAGCCCAUAAAUAAUUUAAUUAGCAAUUAUAUUAUUAUUAACAAUCAUUUAUUAUUUGUCAAUUUAUAUCAUUAUUUUAAUUAAAACAAAGUUUAUUUUUACAUUGUAUUGAUUUUCAAGAUGUUUGUAUGUACUGAAUAAAUUUCACAUGUGAUAUUAA